Gossypium arboreum is the source of this 1720-nucleotide messenger RNA. RefSeq names its product senescence-specific cysteine protease SAG39-like. The record is from RefSeq and is a predicted model, not a curated record. The transcript is spliced from 2 exons. The coding region runs from base 446 to 1543 and encodes 365 amino acids. NCBI's taxonomy places the organism in Eukaryota, Viridiplantae, Streptophyta, Magnoliopsida, Malvales, Malvaceae. Gene Ontology annotation, molecular function: cysteine-type endopeptidase activity. Gene Ontology annotation, cellular component: lysosome.
UCCAUAGGUGUUUAGUACACUCCCUCUUCUCCAAAGUCCUUCCUCACCUAAGUCCCUUUCAUUUCUCAAACCAUUUAAGACUUCAAUUAAUUAAAUUAUAAGCACAUACAUAGUGGGAUGGGAGCAUAGGUUUCUGGUAUAUCUACGGAUGUGUAAGUAACAUUGUUAGAAAAACCGAAAAAUCUAAUUUAUUUCAAUUCAUAAGAAAGGGUGUCCAUUGCCUACAUGAAAAAAAUUGGUUUUUGGUUCUUUGUUUGAUAGUGACACCAAGGAUAGAUAAUCUCCUCACAGUUAGCGUGCCUUUCCAUUUUUCCAAUUUAUCAAUAUUACGAUAAACUAAAAGUCUUUCAGAUCAACUUAAAAGCUGGUUCAUUUUAAUUUAUGAAAACAAUUCUCAUAAGCAGAUAGCCAAGAAUAGAUGCAGAAAAAUUAGGACUUUAUAUAUAUGUCUAGGAGUUCAUCACAUUUGGUGUGCCUCUUCAUUUUCUAUUUCAUCACAAACUCUUCUUCCACCAUGGCUUCCAAAAACCAGCUGCAUCAUCAUUUCACUUGUUUGGCCUUACUAAUCUUCAUAUUGGGUGUAUGUGAAGCCACAUCCCGCGCUGCUGUUGAAGAUUCAUCCAUGUACGAGAGGCAUCAACAAUGGAUGGUCCAGUUUGGACGAGUUUACAAGGACAACAACGACAGGCAAAAGCGUUUCCUGAUUUUCAAACAAAAUGUGGCACGGAUCGACGCUUUCAAUGCUGCCAACAACAAACCGUACAAGCUCGGUGUGAACCUAUUUGCAGAUCUAACCAACCAAGAGUUCACUGCUUCUCGAAAUGGGUUCAAGGGCCAUAUGUGUUCCAACACGGCUACCACUUUCAAAUACGAGAACGCCACCGGAUUGCCUUCUACCGUGGAUUGGAGAAAGAAAGGAGCUGUUACACCUAUCAAGGACCAAGGCCAAUGCGGAUGCUGUUGGGCGUUCUCGGCCGUGGCAGCCAUGGAAGGUGUUACUAAGCUGACAACAGGAAAGUUAAUUUCCUUGUCCGAGCAGGAACUGGUGGACUGUGACACCAAGGGUGAGGAUCAAGGCUGCGAAGGUGGUCUAAUGGACGAUGCAUUCCAAUUCAUCGAGAAGAACAAAGGCCUAACAACCGAAUCCAUUUACCCCUACACGGGAGUUGAUGGCACAUGCAAUACCAACGAAGAAGCCAACCAUGCGGCUAAGAUAAAUGGGUUUGAAGAUGUGCCUGCCAAUAGUGAAGAUGCAUUGCAGAAGGCCGUUGCUAACCAACCUGUUUCUGUUGCCAUCGAUGCCGGGGGGUUCGACUUCCAGUUCUACUCGGGUGGUGUGUUUACGGGAAGUUGUGGCACCGAUCUGGACCACGGAGUGACGGCUGUUGGAUAUGGAGAGGAUGGUGGGACUAAGUAUUGGUUGGUGAAGAACUCUUGGGGCAGUAGCUGGGGUGAAGAAGGCUACAUUAGGAUGCAAAGAGAUGUGGAUGCGAAGGAAGGCCUUUGUGGCAUUGCAAUGCAAGCAUCCUACCCUACUGCAUAGACAUAACUUAAACCAUAGUAGCCUUUUCUAUAAAUUCUCAUAUUAUGAAUUUUAUACAUGCUACUCUACGUGAAUGUACUAUGAACACACACUUUGAGUGGCAUACCCCAAUGUCUAUAUAUAUAAAUGCUACUCCAUAUUAACGAUUUAAACAAGUCACAUACAUAUUUAGGAGAA